AGAAGAAGCCGCGGGUCUGCUGUGUGUAGUCCAGCCUGAUGUUGUUUAUGUUUAUUAUUUAGUUAAUUAGUUAAUGAAUUAAUUGAUUGAUGAACUGAUUGAUCAGGUGGUCGAUGAUGGACCCGCUCGCGGCUCUGCUGGACGAGGUCAGUCUGGAGGGUCUGGACGGCGUUACCCUGGAGACGUUGUGGCUGCGGCUCAGCGCGCGCCGGCCCGCGUUCCCCCUGCGCCUGGAGCCGCGCGUGCAGCAGUACCUGUGGAACGUGCUCGCGUGCAGCCCGGACGUCACCUUCCACCUGCUGCCGCGCGCUCGAGCCCCGCUACACCUGUACGACAGAUUUUCUGAUAUAGAUCCUGAGACGGGGAUUCAGGAUGUUCGUCCUCUGGACUUCGAAGCUCAGCCGGAGGACCCGUAUCCGGUCAGUGUGCUGGUGGACGAUCCGCAGGGCAUCCAGGGCUCCUGUCUUUAUUACAGAGAAAGGAAGGACAUCACUCACCUGAUAAGAACCAGCCAACACACACCUGUCCUCACACUGGAAGAGGCGCAGAAGCAGUAUGGGGAGAAGCUGGUGUUGGUGGCAUCUCAGGAGCUCCGGUACCGUGCUCUGAUUGGAGACGAGGGAAACCCGGAGCUGAAGCUGAGCGAUUACUCGUACUGCAUCCUGGAGAGACUGGGCCGAGCGCGCUGGCAGGGGGAGAUACAGAGAGACCUCCACAUUUCAUCAUUCAAGUUAGAUGCGGGGAAGGUGCAUUAUUUGAGAAAAUCUCUGGACAGAAAUGGACUGAUUACCCUGCAGUCCCACGUAGUCCGGCUACCGACCGGAGUGAGACAGCACUCUAUACUACUGCUGCUCAAACGCUUCCACGUCGACAGGAGGAGUAAGUAUGACAUCCUGAUGGAGUCGACCUCUAACCUCCUCUCAGAGCUACCCAACAACAUCGGCAUCAUGCUCAGACUCCGUGAACAGCUGCAGGUGGGCGAGCACACCUUCAAGCGUGUUUAUCAGUACAUGCAGGCUGCGAAGAUGGUCAGCGUGUUGACCAUCCCCCUGCAGGAGCUAAACCCUGAAGCUGGACCCUGCAAGACCAAGAGAGGUACAGAUAUCCGGGUUCGCUGUCUGAAGCUCCUCAGGCCGUACACUCGGAAAGAGACGUACGAUGACGACGACGAUGAGAACAACGACGAAGAUGCCGAUGGCCUUGUUAAGAGGAACAUCCAGGCUCAGGCUCGUGACAUCGAGCGGGAUCUACUGACUCAGGCUUAUGAGAUCGUGGUGGCGAAUGGUCCUAAGGGUAUUUCCCAGUCGGUCCUGCGAGGACAGCUGAAUAUCGGACGACUGGAGAGCCGUAUGGUCUGCAAGGUGCUGGAGAGGAACAACAUGAUUAAGGGAUUUAUGGAGGACGAAGGACGACAGAGGACGACGAAGUACAUCAGCAAGCUGUUUGUGGAGAAGAGCAACCUCAACCUGCGUUUCGCCAAGGAGCUCGAACGCAGCGAGAAGCUUCGAGUGCCCAAAAACGACAGCACAGACCCUGGAAACGGACCCUGUCCGGACCCUGAGGACCAGGAAGAUGCGCUCCGUAAUGAUCCGGAGACCGAGCAGGACCCCCAGGAGGAGGAGGAGGAGGAGGCACACAAAGGGCAGAGGUCAAAGGGAAAAGCUGGGAAGAAAAGCAAAUCAGCCAAGAAAGGAUCCCAGAGAGCCGUUCCAUCAACUCCCAGACAUUCGACACCGCUCAGGAAAAAGCCGCCUCCCCGCAUUAAAGACACUGACCAGUCCAUCCAGGAGGUGGAGCCUAGUAAAAUUGUGAAGCAAGACGAUACGCUUCUGGUUCCCCAAGACCACACCCUCAGCAUCCCCCACAGCCAAUCAGAAACUGCCGAUGACACAGUAACCGUUGUCGAAGAGGUCGUGGAUGAGCUGGAGAUGUCAGCGAGGAAAAGAGGACAUGAGCAGCAUGAGACAUACCGGAUGCUCAAACGCAAGAACCUCAUUAUAGAGGCCGUCCGCAACCUGAAGGUCAUUGAGGGUCUUUACACCUUGCAGAAGAAGCUGAUGGACGAGGAGAAGCAGGACGGCGUGAGCACUAAAGUGUGUAAGAAAAGCAUUGUCAGACUGACGCGCUCUUUAUCCAGAGACGGUUAUCUGAAACUGUUCAGGACCACGGUCAUACAGGACGGGGUCAGCAGGAAGGUGGAGUUUGUUGUCCAUCCCUCCGUCACUCCUGAUGACCCGUUGGUGAAGAGCGCUAUAGAGCAGGUCCGCUUCAAAAUCUCCAGUUCAUACACAGUGCACAGGCUGAAGAAGGAGGAGGAGAAGGCGAAGGCUGUGGCUCAGGAUAGUAAAGAUGAUCUUCAGAGUGAAUCUAAAAGUCAUCGGGGGAAAACGGAGAGGCAGAUGGAUGUAAAGGAGCUAAAGGACUUUAAACCCACUAUAGUUCCAGGACUCAGUCGCUCUCUGGGCUUCCAGCCGAAGAUGCCUCGUUUCCGGAUGGUCCACAGUUUCCUGUUUUACCUCAUGUACGAUCACCCAUUCAGGCAGACGACCUUUAAUGACCCUUCACUGACCGCUGACCCCACUGUUGGCAUCACUGCUGACCAUGAGGGGAACCUAGCCACCUCCUCAUCUGGUACAGAGAGAGACGGAAACACAGAGAACCCACCCACACCUGCUGAGGACGAGCAGUUUAAAGUGUAUGUGAACGAGCUGAGCUGGAAGAGGUUUGUUCCUCCUCUGCCGGUACACAGAGAGUUUGGUUAUGGUUGGGCUUUAACCAGCGAUGUUCUGAUCUCGCUGCCCCUCAGCGUUUACGUCCAGGUCAUCCAGAUCAACUACAAGGUGGACGGGUUGGAGGAGUUUCUGAAUGACCCAGUGAAGCAGCAUUACCUCAUCAGGUUCCUCCCGUCCAACAUCAAAACACAGCUGCUGCACCGACGGAAGUAUUUCUUCAGCUUCUAUGAGAACCUGCAGAAGCUCUGCUAUAUGGGUCUCCUGCAGUUCGGACCUAUGGAGAAGUUCAUGGACAAAGAUCAGGGCUUUUUCUAUCUGAAGAAGCGUGCGACCAUCGUGGACACCACAACGUGCGAGCCGCACUAUAAUCUGGCCAUAGAGAUGCGUCCCUUCGACAGACGGCACUACACCUUUACCACCGCGCAGGAUGUGGAGAACUACUGGUUUGACAUGCUGUGUGUGUGCCUCAACACACCUUUAGGUGUAGUUCGUCCUCGUUCUCGUCUCUCUGAUGGGGAUGGAGAUAGAGAAGGGGAUGAGCCAGAUGUGGCUGUAGGAGCUGAACGCUACGAGAGGCUGCAGUACACUCUAAAGGGAAGUUGUGAUGUGGUUGAUGAUGGCGUAACCCCCGGUGACGGGCAGGGUGCCGGAGGACUGGACUCUUCGUUCUUCAGUCAUCUUAAACGCAACUGGCUCUGGACCACUCACCUGGUCAGCAAACCUAAAAAGCCUGGAGACAGUCACACUGUGCGUCUAAGGAACCUGCUGUCCAAACACCCCCUCCCCAAAUCUGUGUGUGCAGCAAUCCAGAGUGGCGUGGGUGGCAGUACUAUGGCUCCCCCUGCUGUUCAGGAGGACAACGUGCAGAUGGACGUGGAGCCGAGCUCCAGAAACCUGCAGGUCCGCGGAGGAAAGAAAAACAAACGCAAGAGACAGAAGAAAGAGAGCAGCAAACCGACUAAAAGGAAGAGAAAAGUGGUCAGUGUGAGAAAGCACACACUGUGUCAGGAUGAAACUGACCGCAAGGCUCUGUUGCGAAUGACCAGACAGAGGGUCACGUGGACUCACCUGGAGGACAGCAUUCUGAUGCUCUGCAGAGUGGCCAGCCACUUCCUCAACCGCAAGAUUAAGAAGACGUUUGUUGGGUGGAACGUGGUUCGCGAUAUUCUCCAUUCUGAGCUAGAACUGUCUCUAGAUAAAACCUCGCUGUCAGUCGGGCGCCGUUCACGCUACAUCAUGAAAAACCCGCAGACCCAGCUCAACUACAGGAUCUGUCUGGCUGAAGUGUACCAGGACAAAGCCCUGAUCGAGACGUUCAUGAACAGAACCAACAACUACGACGACCCCAAGGUAUGUGGUGAGGAGUUUAAUGAGUUUGUCAGCGCCCUGAGAACAAAGUUCAGCUCCAGCUAUGGUUCCAGUGAUGUCGUCAUUCCAGAUACCAAAGAGGAGCUUUUUAACAAGUUUAAAGUGUACGUUAUCGGGGAAGAACCAGCUCUGAGAACCAAGGAUGUGCUCACCAGCGUGGAGGAUAUUCACUCUCUAGUGCUGAAUAAUUUGAUCCAGAGCACCCUCGUCCUCUCCAGCUCACAGAUGAAGACCUGCCAGUCCUUUCAGUCCUUCUCGCUCUACAGUAGAUAUAAUUCAGAGGUGCUGCACCAGGCCUUCCUGAACUGCAAGAAACGUGGACUGGUAAACCGGCGUCGGGCCAACAAGGUCCUCGGCCCGAAGAAGAGCAGAGCCGUCCCCUUUGUGCCCAUGUCCUAUCAGCUCUCUCAGCACUACUACAGGUAUUUCACAUGGCGUUUUCCCAGCACAGUGUACAAUGAAGUUUAUGACCUGCUAGAAGUUCUGCGUCAGAAAGACGGAGUGGAUCGGCGGAACACCUUCUCCUUCCAGCAAGAUAAGGAGAAGGAGGAGCAGAAGUACAUAGAAGAGAAGGAAGAGGAGAGAGUAAAUGUAGAGAGCGAGAAAGCAGAGGAGAGGAAUGAUCAACUAGAAAAGGCUGAGGGACCAGGGGCUGGGGUGGAAAGACAACAGCAAGAGGUUCCUGGUAUAGACCCUGUCUCUGUAGAUGUGGAGCAUCCUGCUGUAGACCCUAAAGAGUCCUCUGGAGAUGUGGAGCAUCCUGCUGUAGACCCUAAAGAGUCCUCUGGAGAUGUGGAGCAUCCUGCUGUAGACCCUGGAGAUGUGGAGCAUCCUGCUGUAGGCCCUAAAGAGUCCCCUGGAGAUGUGCAGCAUCCUACUGUAGACCCUGGAGAUGUGGAGCAUCCUGCUGUAGGCCCUAAAGAGUCCCCUGGAGAUGUGGAGCAUCCUGCUGUAGACCCUAAAGAGUCCCCUGGAGAUGUCAAGCAUCCAGCUGUAGUCCCUAAAACCCACACUGGUGGUGAGGAUCCUUCUGUAGACUCUGCAUUACCUUCUGGUAAUUUAAGGGAACCUGCAGUAGACCCUCUGUUACCUCCUGGUGAUGUGGAUGAUUCUACAGUAGACUCUAUAGCACCCCCAACUGAUGUGGAGGACAUGCUGACAUUCCCCAUUGAUGCUCCAGGAGGGGCAUCGCUCUGCUGCCUGUCACUCAUGACUCUGGGUCUGCUUACCGUGGACGUGUCCGUACCACAGCAGGUCGUGGUGGUGGACAGUACGCUAGUGGACAGUGAUGUUAUGAAGAGCAUCACUAAAGAGCUGGAUGAGGAGGAGGAGGAUGAAGUCGAGGAUGAAAGGAGAGGACGUUUUGAGGUGAAAGCUCGGCAGGCCUCCCACACCAACUACCUGCUGAUGAGAGGAUACUUCGUCCCGGGCAUCAUCAGCUUGAGGAACAUGAACUCCACUGACCACAUCGCAGUCAACUCCUGCACUGUUAGGAUACAGCUACGGCGUACGCCUGCACACACGCUCUUCAGAGAGGCCGACGGAGCUCUCUCCGUGGUGACUCGCUCGUCUGUUCCCACAGUCUCGGCGUCGCUCUCGCGGGUGUUUAAGCAGCGGAGCAGUGUCAGUGAGCAGAGUUUUGUGGAUAAGUUUGUGCCCUCAUUGGGUUACAGCAGUAUGGACAUGGAGGCAGUUCAGGCCCUCAGAGCUGCCGUGCAAAAAGAGGCGGAGUUUGGUAUCGACAGGUUGGAGCUGAGCAGGAUGUUCUCUCACCUGGAACAGGUGGAGCACAGCAGGAGCAGAACACUACAGCAGUACAUACAGGAUCUGAUAGAUGCUGAGGAGCUGGUGGAGGUGGGAGCUCUCUCUCAGCGUUUGGUAUGUGUGGACUCUGGCGCCCCCUGGCUGCUGCAGUGCCCGACACAGGUGUGUGAUGAGCUAGUCCGGGCGUUCUCCAUCCCGGAGUCCCUGAAACGCAAGCUGGGAUUCUCCCGCCAUCAGCUGGGCAGCCACGGACCCCCUCUGGCCAAGAGACCCCGGCAGGCCAUGAAGAUGGGUACCAUGAAAACCACGGCCAUGGUGACCACCUCUGCUGAUUCUGCUGCCACUGAAACAGUUGCCAAGGAGACAACAACUGUCAAAUCCACUGCAGUCGACACCACUGCUGCCACGUCUGUUACCAUAGAGACCGCCUCCUCCAUUGCAGCGGUGACUGCCUCAGCUGAGACUGCUGCUUCGGAGACAGUUCAGCCAGGGAAAGUUACUAUAGAGAUCUCCACAGUAAAGUUGACUGCUGUGGAAACCAUUCCACCUGAGACUUCCACACCUGGGGUGGAAUGUAGUGCUGAAAACUUAGAAGGGGCUAGAAGUCUUCCUCCAGACCCAUCCUCCUCAGAAGCAGGACUCCGUGAUGAAGCUUCUGGAGCGACUGGUAGUUCACUUCAGAAAGACAACGCAGCAGAGCCUCCAGCCACAGGAGGAGGAGGGGAUGUGAGGAGUUCUGAAGAGGAGGAGGUGUUGAGCUUUGUGGCUCGGCCGUGGCGCAUCGUGGACGGCUCUCUGAACCGGCCGGUCUGUAAAGGCAUGCUGGAGGCUUUACUGCUACAUAUCAUGACGAAUCCAGGCGUUCCUGAGCCUGCGCUGCUGCAGCACUACAGCGGAGUCCUGCAGCCUGUGAUCGUCCUCGACCUGCUGCAGGUUCUGAUGGAGCUGGGAUGCGUGAAAAAGCGCUUUACUCUGAAUCGGCCCAAAGCGUCUCUGUUCUCUCGGCCCAGCGUCCCUGAGGUCAGAAGCCAGGGAGAGUUUGGCGUCGUGGAGGACGUGGUGGCCUUUUACGAGCCCACAGUGGACUGCAGCCUGAGACUGGCCCAGAUGUUCCCUCACGAAACCAACUGGAACAAAUGGGUGCAGCUCUGCGUGCGAUAACCGCACCCAAAGAUCCUUUUUGUUAUUUUUGUAAGUUAUUUUUCACUUUCGCCUGUUUGUGUUUGCACAAAACGAAUAAAGACUCCUUUAAUUUACGCAUGUGGAAACCAAAGAA
Pygocentrus nattereri (red-bellied piranha) is the source of this 7140-nucleotide messenger RNA. RefSeq names its product general transcription factor 3C polypeptide 1. Gene Ontology annotation, biological process: transcription initiation at RNA polymerase III promoter; 5S class rRNA transcription by RNA polymerase III. Gene Ontology annotation, cellular component: transcription factor TFIIIC complex. Gene Ontology annotation, molecular function: DNA binding. NCBI's taxonomy places the organism in Eukaryota, Metazoa, Chordata, Actinopteri, Characiformes, Serrasalmidae. The record is from RefSeq and is a predicted model, not a curated record. Bases 114 to 7025 code for a protein of 2303 amino acids. The transcript has 37 exons.